GAAGAGGGCAACAAUGCGCUUGUCGAAUGUAUGCUGAAGUGCGUCCAGUGCUGCCUGGACUGCUUCCGACAGAUCGUUGAAUUCCUGAACAAGAAUGCCUACGUGCACAUGGCCAUGAAGUCCACUGACUACUGUUCAUCUGCCAGGGAGGCCGUGUCCGUGAUCGCGCAGCUGCCGGUGGCCAUGGCGGUGCUGAACGGCGCGACGCUGGUCUUCACCUUCUUUGGCGGACUCUUCAGUGUGCUCUGCUGCGCCGCCGUUACGUUCCUGCUCACCAGCACGCCCUCCUUCUCGGCGCCAGAUGCGCCGCUCUUUGUGGACCAGCCGGUAGCCGUAGCUUGUGCAGCCGGCUUCAUCGGAGGUGCCGUGUCCUUGUGCUUCAUGGCCGUCUUCGACAUGGCCACGGAUGCUUUGCUGUAUUACUAUGGCCUGGACUGGCUCUAUGGCCGAGGAGGCGAGUUUAGCAAUGCACCGGAUGGCAUCAAAGAGCUGAUGCACGGCAAUCGGCACUGA
Molecule: messenger RNA, 513 nt
Organism: Symbiodinium necroappetens
Lineage: Eukaryota; Dinophyceae; Suessiales; Symbiodiniaceae
Source: the annotation of a GenBank genome assembly